Tupaia belangeri chinensis (Chinese tree shrew) is the source of this 393-nucleotide messenger RNA. RefSeq names its product U1 small nuclear ribonucleoprotein C-like. Gene Ontology annotation, molecular function: zinc ion binding; pre-mRNA 5'-splice site binding. The transcript is spliced from 2 exons. Gene Ontology annotation, cellular component: U1 snRNP; nucleus. Bases 1 to 393 code for a protein of 130 amino acids. The record is from RefSeq and is a predicted model, not a curated record. NCBI's taxonomy places the organism in Eukaryota, Metazoa, Chordata, Mammalia, Scandentia, Tupaiidae. Gene Ontology annotation, biological process: mRNA splicing, via spliceosome; spliceosomal snRNP assembly; mRNA 5'-splice site recognition.
AUGCCUAAGUUUUAUUGUCACUCCUGUGAUCCAUACCUCACCCACGAUUCUCCAUCCGUGAGAACACACCACAGUGGUAGGAAACACAGAAAAUGUGAAGGACUUCUAUGGGAAUGGAUGGAAGAGCAGGCUCAGAGCCUGUCUGAUAAAAUAACGGCUGCAUUUCAACAAGGGAAGGUACUUCCUACUCCAUUCUCUGCUCCUGCUCCUGUAGGGGUGAUGAUCCCACCUUGCCCCAGUCUCCUGGGUCCUCCUCACCCUGUCACAGUGCCAUGCCAGCACUCCAUGGGGGGCCCUCCUAUGAUGCCAGUGAUGGGCCCUCCUUUUCCUGGGAUGACGCCAGUAGGAUCUGCUCCUGGAAUGAGGCCAUCAUGGAAGGCCACAUGCCCAUGA